AUCCUUUCUAAAAUAUAUGUGCAGUCUAAAGUGCUCCGCUCGCCCUCUCAAGAGGGAUGUGAUUGAAAAGGGGAAUUCGGCUCUCCCCUCUCCCUCAUCCCCUUCACAGUCAACACAAACAUCCCGGAUCAGCGCUUUUCUUUCAACCUGCAGAGGCUUUGGACUAACAGGGUGCCCACAGAAGAAAGGAGAAGAACUACUUGGUCAUACCACUGUGCUGUGUUUGUGGUCUUCCAGCUGAGGUGUUAAAGACAAAGGUUGAAUAGACUCUGUGGACUAUCUAACAUUCUACCUUUUAACUCCCGACUUGGAUGAUUGAAAGUUGCUCACCACAGUUUUCUCUUUAAAUGAGGACAUUUCUGAGAAGUCACAAAGUGGAACAAUUUUAUUCAGAACUUGUCAAAGGAAUACACAAAUAGCAAGGCAGACAGACAUUCCCUCAUCGCUUCUGUUUUAAAUGGCUUUCAACACUAAAGGAUUUGCUUUUUAGUGAUAAACACAUUUUGUAAAAACAUAUUUCAUAUGGUAGUAUUAGACAUGUUUUUACUGUUUUAACUGUAGAAAUAGUAAUUUGGAAGACCAACGCAGACGUGAUUAUUGCAUGAUAUUGUAAACCAACUUUUUUCUUAUUUAUAGAUUAUUAUUUAAUCCAAGACUUCCAGACUUUUCUCACGUAUAGUCAAAACUCUGUUUGUUUGGGAUGGACAGUCACAACAUCAAAUUACUCCCACAAAGACAUUGCUUUCUAAAAACUGGAGCUGCUAGCAGAUUACUUUAAAACUUUAUAUUGAUUGUUAGUGGCCCUAGUGUCUUUUAGGUUAGAUUACUUUGCUGCAGUACCAGGUGAACAGGGAUUAAAAAUCCUAAAAACGCCCCUCAACAGUGAGGGGGAGAUGUUUCAGUUUGGAAAGUACCCUAUGGACAUUUUAGAAAUGCUUAGUGGACACCAGGCUCACCAGUUCAAAGGACUGGGGCUGGAAAGACAACUUCAGCACCAACAACAGGUCCAACUUCAGCACCAGCAGCAGCUUCAACAGCAGCAGCAACAACAAAGUGAGGCAUCUGGUGGCCUCCUGUCUGGCCUUGGACUUGGUUCCCUUCAAGGAUCUAGAAGUAAUGCAUUUGCAGAUUCUUCAUCAUUAUUUGCCAAAAUGAGUGCGCCCCCUCCACCUCUUCCACAACAAACUCAGUCCACAUCAUCACAAAGCACACGCAAAUCAAGCAAGAUGAGCAGCGGCAGUGGGAGUGGCAGUUCUGCCUCUGGCUAUCCACAGUUUCUUCGCACAUUUCACCCUGCUGAGGCUGCGCUAGCCCAGGAGCAGCUUCACUCAGGAAUGGGACGUUUUGAUUUUUCUGGAGGAAGUACAGGAGGAGUUGUAACAUCUGCGCCACCACCACCCCCCUUGCACCCUGGUCUCUCCGUUCCUCAGCCAUCUCCUGGACCAUCCUCGUCAUCCCCCUCCCCUUCGAGUUCAACCACCACUUCUAAUAAUCCACCCAGCAGUAGCAGCUCAGUGGCUGGAUUAGUCGGAGCCCAGUCUGAUGCAAGAAGUUUACACCAGCAGUUCAGCUGCAUGCUCGCUGCAAACCAAUACCUGUUUUCUGGAGUGCCCACAAAUGCCAGUUUGGAACAGUUUCUAGUUCAGCAGGGUCCCCAUAAUCAUCUAGGUCUUGCAGAUUCGAAUACAGGUCUUGCUCCUCCUCCCGCCCUUCAUCCUUCCCACACCCAUGGCCAUCCAACUCCCCAGCCCCAACAACAGCAGCAGCAGCUGCCACCUCAUGCGUUGUCCCACCCUCACAGCCAUGCCCAUCCACACCACCCUCUACACCCUGCCCCCCAACCAUCACCACUUGGUGGUUUUGAUUUCCAAGGUAUUCCUGUUCUUUCGUCUAAUCAACUGGCUUCCCUAAUGCAACAAGAAGCAGGCCUGCCUUUGCCACUCCCACUCCAUCUCUCCUUACCAAAAGAUGAUGGCAAAGGAGAUAGUGGAUCUGGGGCUGGAGGAAGUGGAGGUAGUGGCAGCAGGAGAAAGAAAGCCAUGGCUGGCUACCUGCCCCAGAGGAAGGCAGAAGGUAACAGUAGCAGCAGUACCAGCAGUGCUAACUGUCAUGGCAGCUCUGGGGCACAUGGUCAUGAUGGGUCCUCUGGUCUUGUGGGAGGAGGUGGAGGGGUUGGAAUGAGGGGUCUUGGUGGUGACCCCUCCUCCAUCCUCUCCUCAUCAACACCAUCCUCCUCUUCUUCAACUGUCUCCUCCUCUUCUUCCUCUGCCCCAUCUUCAAACUCUGCUUCUGUGCUGGUAUCAAAUAUCUCUCAAAACCCCAAAACUGAAAAUCAGCAAUCAAUGACUCCCAAUAUCGCACAGCCUGAGCAAGAACCUCUCUUUCAUUGUGGAGAGUGCGGCAAGUCUUUUAACCACCUCCCAAGCCUUCGUCGACACAUACGCUGCCAUGAAGAAGAUGGCAGUCGUCCCAACAGCAGCACAAACCCGAGCCAUCAGCAUCAGUCAGAUCUCCCCCACUCAACACAAGAUGGAAUUUCUCAAAAUGCUCACCACCAGCAUGAAAAUCCAGACCCCAUGUCUUCCGCUUGCUCAAGUCCAGAUAAGUCAUACUGUUGCAAUGAAUGUGGAAAGGGGUUCAAGAAGAGAGGACACCUGCUUCAACAUGGCAUUAUCCAUUCUGGAGCUCGUCCAUAUGCCUGCUCUGUUUGUGAGCGUUCGUUCAACCGCAGAGAGUCUCUCACUCGGCAUGAGAAAAUUCACGAAGAGAAGCCCUACCGCUGCCCUGCUUGUGGCCGUUGCUUUAGAGAGAGUACUUCUUUGCUUAACCACGCUGCAUCAGGUGACUGUGGCAAGCCAGGGAGGAGGUCUAGAAGCAGUGAUGGUAGCUCAAUAGGUUCAGUAGAGGGCAAAGUUGAAAGUGAUUUUUCUGGUGGACAAAUGACUGACUCGAAAGAAUUAGUAUUUUGCAAGAAUGAGGACAGCACAGCAGGGAUGUCUUGUGACAGUCUGUAUUCACAAGGAAGAAGUGCUAAUCAAAAUCCUGUGGGCAAAACUGAAGAAAAGUAUAACCCUGAGUAUUCAAGAGAUCCUUACCAAACGUCAUACAGGGUUGAUGACUACCGCCGUCAACAGGGCAACCCAUCAUCCUACUCUGGAGACUCCUGUAGCAACAGUAUGUCAAGUCCGGCGCUCAGAAAAGCUCCUUUAGCCCCAACACUUCAUCCACACCCUCAAAAUCAGCAGCACCAUCACCAACAGCAAUCUCAUCUUCCUCUCUCCUCUCUUUUGGAUGACUCUGAAGAUGAAGUCACCAGUAGUGCCAUGUCUGCCAUUGCUGCAGCUGCUGCCGCCUCUGUUUUGCCUGCUGAAAUGAAUAGUACUGGGGGACGAGAGGAACGGAGAGACAUUAUUGGAGGUCUGUUGGGAGGGCUUGGCUUCGGGUCUAUGGGUGCCUCUUCGUCUACAUCUACAGGAAAUGGUGGGAACGAAGAAUGCCUGAGUGGUUCAAUGAUACCUUUAUCUCACCCUACCCAACAGCAACCUAACUCACAGAAUGCCAACAAUCCUAAUGCCAAACCCAAGAGGCCACGGAAGCCCAGGCAGAAAAGAGAGCCGAGACCUGGUGGGGCUCCAGGAGAAGGAGUAAAACGUCGGAGAAGCAAUCAGAGCGGUGCUGCUGGAGAUGGUUCUGAAAGGCCUUAUUUAUGCACUGUUUGUGGACGGGGCUUUAGUAGACGUGAGACCUUGCGUCGGCACGAACGUGUGCAUACAGGGGAAAAGCCAUUUCAUUGUGACAUCUGUGGUAAAGACUUCCGAGAGCCGUUUCAUCUUACCAAACAUCAGACUGUUCACUCGGGGGAGAAGAACUACAAAUGUACCCUUUGUGGAAAAGAUUUUGGAUAUGCACAGAGUCUAAAAAGGCAUGAAAAACUGCAUCCGGGAGAUUUCAAGCCGAGGCGAAGUAAAACCAAAUCUGCUGCAAAUCAAGGGGGGCCUGCUAAUCAAGACCAAUCUGAUCAAACCAAUCAAACUAAUCAAACCAACCCUGGCGCUUAUUACUCCUAUUCUCAGGAUAAAGUUCAAGGAUCCAAUGCUAACACAAGCAACCAACCCCCUCCUAAACUAUAUACAUGUGAGAUUUGCUGGAAAUCCUUCCGCCAUCACUUCCACCUAACUGCCCAUCACCAAGCCAUUCAUGAACAUGGUGGGGAGAAACUGUUUUCAUGUGAAGUGUGCGGGAAGGCAUUUUCUUACUCCAACAGCCUGACCAGACAUAGAUUAUCUCAACACGGUUUGACUCGUACUGGGCCAACAACACAACCAACAGGAAGUGAAUCUAUUGGAACUGCCCCAUCUGUUUCUGAGAGUGAGGCUGCAACCAAUGCACUCCUUCAUAUAACACCUGAAAGUGGAAGUCAUGGAGUACAACAGCCCCAUUCAACCAUCGCUCACACACAGCACCCUCAGCCUGCUGGUUAUUCUCCUCUCUUUUACACUCCAGAGUCAGGACAUCACAGUUCAAAUGUCAACUCACACCCCCAACAUCUGCACUACUCAAACCCCACUAUGGGUCCCCUCCAGCUUCAACAGCCAAUCAGCGGGAAACAGCUAAUUUAUUCAGGGUUACCAGGUAACACCCUUCAUUCCACUCCACCUCAUAUCCACAUUUCGCCACCCCAGCACUCUCAUCACCACCAGCAACAGCAGCACCCUUUCUCAAUGCAGUCUCCACAUCUACAGCAAAGCCCUCAGGCCCAGGGAGAUACCACACAAAGGAAGAAAAAAAAAAGAAAGAAAAAAUAUAAACUGGCUAGUAGCAUGCAGUUGAUGACUGGAUUCAGUGCUUAUGAAAUUGCUAGGAGGCGUUUGUAUUUAAAACGAAAGAAGUGCAGGCUUCAGCAGCAGCUAAAGCGAAAGAAGUGGAUAGCUCAGCUGAAAUGGGCCAAGUUUACUGGAGGAGGGCUUGGUUUAAAUGUAGGUGGAAGCACAUGGCGUGCAGGGCGGUUAAGGUUUAGAGGCCUCCGGUCUCUCAUCGUCCCCUUAAAGUCAUAUUCUUGCCCUGUCUGUCCCUUUACCACUUUUUCAAGCCACAUAAUUCUUUCAGUGCACCGUGUAACCAGGCAUCCACCAAGAAAACAUGGCCGUCAGACUCGCCUGCGCUGCAUAGUCUGUGGGAAACGUUCUCGAAGGCUACUGACAGCUCUCCGUCAUCGGGCCCACCACCUCUCUCAAGGGGUGUUCUCUUGCUCUCGAUGUCCCUCUAGAUUCUGGAACGGAAGCCUCCUGCAGCGCCACAAAUUUGCUUGUCGGCGUGUCAGUAGAGGAAUCAGAAUGUCAAUAAAGACAGAGGACCAGAUUGAAAGAUCAACAGUUGUGACAGGGUACAGGCACUAAGUAAACUGACAUCUAAAAAAAAAAAAAGUACAGGGAUAACAUGGAAAUAGGCAUAGAGGAUUUUCAUGGAAAUUGCCACACAUUCGACUCCUUAAACGUGGUCAGACUAUAACCAAGGGAGUGCCUCUUAAAAAUAAAAGACUCAGUUGUUGUGAAAACAAGCCUGUACCUAAAGAACCAUCCAUUACAGACAUGGAUCUCUAACACGGUUUCUCCAAAGGGGAAGAAUAUUCUAGAUUAUGGAACUGUUUUUGGUAGCACCUUUGUUGUAAUGGUAGCAUCUCUAUCCUCUAAAAAUGCAUUCAUUAUGUAUUUUCGUAACUUUAUUUGUGCUGCAAUGAUGGAUGCAUACCAGUGAAAGUGAACUAAUUUGAACAGUAACAAUCUAUUCUUUAAACUAGUUUCCCCCCAGUACUCUGAGCUUAACGGUAUAGCCCUUGUUUACGCUCAAAUAUACGUAGCUUUUUUGUUCAUUGUGGUGUUGCGUUUUGUUUUCCACCUUUCGCUGUCUUCAUGUUAAAAUGCAAAUGUUUGACCUGCAACUGAAAGUUACUGGUUUUGGGAAGAGGAUCAAGUACAUAAUGUGUGUAUUCCCUAUGAACAACCUCAAUUAUAUGACACUCCAGGUUGAAUUCAACAGUGUCUCAAAGAGGACUCUGUCAAAAUGUGCAAAAUAUUCUACAGAGUCGAUGAGAAGGGGACAGAAUGGUGUUGUUAAUGCCAUGUUCCUGUGUUUAAUGUCAUCUGUUCUUUUGUUUUGUUUUUAAAGAAAUAUGUAAAGAAACCUUUGCAGGUGUUUCUAUGGCAAGUGUUAAUGUCUUUGGUUGCGAGAUUGGCUUGGGGGUGAGAGGAAUAGCCAAUCUGUACUGUACAAUGCGUAUUAUAUUUUAUUAUGUAACAGUUUUUCUUUUUUAUUAUUCAAAAUAUAUGUUUUUUUUAAUCAUUUUUACUAUUUUAGGGGUGGGUGGGUAUGUGGCAGGGCCUGUCAUUGUAAGAUGUGGGGAAUAUAUGUGUCGGUGUGAAUUCUUUUUUUUUUUUUUUUUUUUUUUCGUUCCCUGCCCCUUUGAUCUGUUUAACCCAAACCACAGUUUAGCCCGGCUUACCCAACACUAUUGUAUUCAUUCUCAAUACUUUUACUUAGCUCUACUGUCCCAAUGUUUUCCUCAGUAAACUAAAGUACAAAAUAUAAAUACUAAACAACUGUUUUCUUUUUCUGAGUCAACAGAUAUGUUGAGUUUCUCAGAAAGCAAAUAAAAAGAUAGGAAAUGUACAGUU
Pimephales promelas (fathead minnow) is the source of this 6671-nucleotide messenger RNA. It is a transcript of the gene znf865, whose product is annotated as zinc finger protein 865. Gene Ontology annotation, molecular function: DNA-binding transcription factor activity, RNA polymerase II-specific; RNA polymerase II cis-regulatory region sequence-specific DNA binding. Lineage: Eukaryota; Metazoa; Chordata; Actinopteri; Cypriniformes; Leuciscidae. Gene Ontology annotation, biological process: regulation of DNA-templated transcription. The record is from RefSeq and is a predicted model, not a curated record.